GCAGCGGAGUGGAGAGGAGGGGCUGCGCUGUGCUGCACCGUGCCAGCCACUCACCUCUGACUGAAUCCCGUCUCCCACCUUUUCAUCACCCUCAACUUGUCCCGCGUGAGGAUGGACGCGUUUCCCUGCGGUCGGACCCGGUAAAAGUGUCACAAGAAUGCGGUCGGACGGGGAAACCGUGAGUAACCGGAGUGUCUUUGGGCGUCGGUGAUGUUUGCAAUUGGCGACUGCAGAAAUUUCCAAACGUGUCGGGCGAGUCGACAGACCGCUGCUUACUGGUGUGUGCGCUCUUGGAGAGGAAGAAUGGACAUGUGAAUGCUUUCUUUCAGCGGCUGAAAUAACUGAUUCGGUUGUGUUUAGUUCACUAACUUGAGACUGUAAAUUAUCACAAAGUCGCGCAACUGGAAACAGGAUUGUUUGAUUAAUUGUUUUUUUUUCGCUUGAGGAGGAAUUCAUGCGCCGAUAGCUUACGGGGCCAAUAUGCCAGAAUGGGUCCUCUACAGUAUUUAUUUCUCUGUGGACUUCUAUACACCCAAACCGACGGGUCUCGUCUUCGCCAGGAAGACUUCCCUCCCCGCAUUGUCGAGCACCCCUCUGACCUCAUUGUGUCCAAAGGGGAACCAGCCACUCUCAACUGUAAGGCAGAGGGCCGUCCAGCCCCCACGGUGGAAUGGUACAAAGAUGGGGAGCGCGUUGAGACGGACCGCGACAACCCCCGUUCCCACCGUAUGCUGCUGCCCAGCGGGUCCCUCUUCUUCCUACGUAUCAUCCACGGACGACGGAGCAAGCCCGAUGAUGGCAGCUACGUGUGUGUGGCCCGAAACUAUCUGGGAGAGGCCGUAAGCCGGAACGCGUCUCUCGAAGUGGCAUUGUUACGUGACGACUUCAGGCAGAACCCACAGGAUGUGGUGGUGGCGGUCGGAGAGACUGCAAGUCUUGAGUGUCAGCCUCCACGCGGGCAUCCUGAACCUUCCACCUUCUGGAGGAAAGAUAAAGCUCGUCUUGACCUCAAAGAUGACAGGAUCACGGUUCGUGGAGGAAAGCUGACAAUCUCAAAUACCAAGAAGAGUGAUGUGGGGAUAUAUGUGUGCGUGGCGGCCAAUAUGGUUGGUGAAAGAGAGAGUGAAAAAGCUCAGCUCUCAGUGUUUGAAAGACCAGUGUUUGUGCAACGGCCUGUGAACCAGGUGGUCCUAGUUGACGAGACUGUAGAGUUCAGGUGUCAGGUUCAUGGUGACCCACCUCCCACACUGCGCUGGAAAAAGGAGGACGUGGACAUUCCCCGUGGCAGGUAUGACAUCAGAUAUGAAAAAGAAGACUUCCUGCUGAGGAUAAAGAAAGCAUCACUCAGUGAUCAGGGAACCUUCACCUGCGUCGCAGAGAACCGUGUGGGUAAACUGGAGGCCUCUGCCUACCUGACUAUCAGAGCUCGCCCCGUUGAGGCGCCCCAGUUUGUGGUGCGACCCCGUGAUCAGAUUGUGGCACAAGGACGAACAGCUACCUUUCCUUGCGAGACCAGGGGCAAGCCUCAGCCCACUGUCUUCUGGCAAAGAGAGGGUAGCCAGGAUCUUCUGUUUCCCAACCAGCCAACGCAGGGAGAUAGCCGCGUUUCUGUGUCUGUGAAUGGGGAGUUGACCAUUUUAUCUGUGCAGCGCUCUGAUGCUGGGUAUUAUAUCUGCCAAGCCCUCACUGUUGCAGGCAGCAUCAUGGCCAAGGCUCAGCUGGAGGUAGCAGACGCCCUGAAGGACCGCCCUCCACCCAUUAUCCGGCAGGGCCCUUCCAACCAAACGCAGGCACUGGGAGGUGUGUCCCUACUUAGGUGUCAGGCAUCAGGGGACCCAGAGCCUACAGUCACCUGGCGAAAGAAUGGGGCCAGUCUGCUUGGAAAGGACCCGCGAUUUUCCCUGCUGGAGCAUGGCAGCCUUCAAAUCCAGAAUACCAAGAUGUCUGAUGUGGGGUUGUACACCUGUGUUGCCACCAGCUCCAGUGGAGAAACGUCAUGGAGUGCCUACUUGGAUGUUAGAGACUCCACUGACCUCGUAGACUUCAUGUCUCACAACGCCACAGCUCUCCCAGGGCCCCCCUCCAAGCCAGAGGUCACUGAUGUUACCAAGAGCAGUAUCUCGUUGUCAUGGGAACCAGGGCCAGAGGCAGGCUCUCCAGUGUCCUCCUAUGUCAUCGAGGCUUUUGGUCAGUCGGUGAGUAACAGCUGGCAGACAGUGGCAGACCAUGUGAAGUCCACAGAGUUCACAGUCAAGGACCUACGACCCAAUACUGUCUACCUGUUCAUCAUCAGGGCAGUCAAUGCUCAAGGGCUUGGGGACCCCAGCCCUAUGUCUGAGCCUGUCAGGACCCAAGACAUUAGUCCCACAGCACAGGGAGUAGACCAUCGUCGCGUGCAGAAGGAGCUGGGGGAUGUGGUGGUCAGCAUGCAUAACCCUGUGGUCCUCAGCUCCACUUCAGUGCAGGUCACAUGGACUGUGGAGAAUCCAUCCCAGUUUAUUCAAGGCUACCGCGUUCUGUACCGGCAGACGUCAGGGCUGCCCUCCCCAGGGCCAUGGCAGAUAGAGGACUUGAAGGUCGCCUCGGAGAGGGACAUAACUCUCGCCGGUCUGAAGAAAGGCAUAGUCUAUGAGAUUAAAGUGCGGCCAUACUUCAAUGAGUUCCAGGGUGCAGACAGUGAAUCCAUGACAGCACGCACCAUGGAAGAAGCACCUGGGGCACCUCCGCAGCAAGUCACAGUGUUGACAGUGGGGAGCCACAACAGCACAUCCAUCAGCGUAUCAUGGGACCCUCCUCCCUCUGACCAACAGAAUGGUAUCAUUCAGGAGUACAAGAUCUGGUGUCUGGCCAACGAAACCCGCUUUCACGUCAAUAAAUCUGUGGAUGCAACCAUCCGUUCAGUGGUCGUUGGGGGGCUGCAGACCGGAGUGCAGUACCAUGUGGAGGUGGCUGCAGGCACAAGCGCAGGGGUGGGGGUCAAGAGCAAACCCCAGCUCAUCAUCUUGGGUGCAGAACUGAGGGACGUGAUGACGGGAUCAGAGGGCAACAAUAGCAUCUCAGACGUGGUGAAGCAGCCGGCCUUCAUCGCCGGUUUGGGAGGGGCCUGCUGGAUUGUCCUCAUGGGCUUCAGUGCCUGGCUGUACUGGAGGAGAAAAAAGAGGAAGGGACUCAGCAACUAUGCAGUUCAGUCCUUCACUUUUACUCGUGCAGUUACAUUCCAAAGAGACAGAGGCCUGAUCGGAAAUGGAAGCCGUCCAGGGCUGUUGAAAGCUGGUGACCCUGGCCUCCCCUGGUUAGCUGACUCCUGGCCCUCAACGAGCCUCCCAGCUAAUGGAGGCUUGGGGAGUCCGAAGGGAGGCAGCAACUUUGGCCGAGGAGAUGUUUUACCGUCCGCAGCGGUGGAAAAGACGGGCACCAUGCUGUCUGAUGGUGCCAUCUACAGCAGUAUUGACUUCAUGGGGAAAGCAGGCUACAGCAGCCCGGCGCGAGGCAGUCAGCCCACCCCCUACGCCACCACUCAGAUUCUCCAGUCCAGCAGCUUCCACGAGCUGGCUGUGGACAGGCCAGAUCCCCGCUGGAAGGCGUCUCUCCAAGCCCAGCAGGAAAUCGCAAACCUGGGCUACUCGCUAACUGACAGACGCCCUGGCAGCGGUGCAAAGGUUGGGAAGAAAAAGAAGGUGAAGGGUGGAACAAAGGCCUCUAAAUCAAAUGGGACGUGCUGGGCUAACAUGCCCCUGCCUCCACCACCCAUGCACCCUCUCCCUGGUACCGAGGUUGACCUUGACCGUUACCCCCAGGAAAACCACGGAGGAGGAUAUGACAACAACAGCUGGGCCCCACCCAUCUCUGUCCAGACCUACCGCCACCAGAAUUUGGACAAUGAGGUAGAGGAGGAGAGAGGUCCUACUCCUCCCCUGAGAGGAAGAUCCUCCUCGCCGGCAACAGCUUCCUUCAGCCAGCCCUCAUCUUCCUCUCUCAGCUCAGCCCACCACGAGGAGAUGCAGUCCAUUUUGCAGGCGCACUUGGAUGAGUUGACCAGAGCCUACCAAUACGAGGUGGCCAAGCAGGCGUGGCACAUGAAGGGCAGUCCAAACGUGUCCAGCACCCCCAUCCCUCCAAUGGACUUCAUGUCCAGUACACUGGGCUCUGAUUUGGGAGCAACUCUCCUUUCUGAAGAAGACGAGGAUGUGGAGGAGGAGGAGAGAUACGCUGUGGUGUCAAAGAAUUUGUGUGGCUUUGAAUACACUCCUGGUCACAGCAUGGAUAACCUUGAGGGCUCAGGUAAGAGCUCACAGCAGUGCCGCUCAGACAGCUCUGGCUCAGCAGACCAUGGUGAACAGGGCUCACAUAGCCUCGGCCACAAGAGGGCACCACUGACUGGCCUCAAACCACAGACGGGCAAGGUCGGGACUCUGCCCAGACGAAGAGACACCAACACAGACGCCCACACACCGGCCAUGAAGUCCCUGCACAGCGUGGGUUCCCGCAUGCACAGCUCGUGGGCAGCUGCGGCCUCAGACCCCUCUGAGGAGUGCAUGGUGACCGUGUCGACGCUGGAGCGGCAGCAUAUGGCUUCCUGGAGCGGCACAACAACAUCCAACAGGGCCACCCUGAGUAGGGGUUCCCACAAGAGACCUGGCACAGAUCCCUCCCACAACGGGCAUCCUGCAACAAACAGCACAGAGAAAAGGGAACACUAGUCUUUGUGAAGCAUCAUUCCCUGCAGUUGCUGCCUGUCCCAGGACACCUUGUUUGUAAGCGCUAUGAGAUUUUUCUCUCUGCGAGUGACACAGAAUGAUGUUCGGAAGACGGAGAGGAGACAGAACGAAGACAAAGGAACAGUGUGCACGAUAAAAAUGCAGAGCUGUAAAUGUCAUGUACAGACACAGGCACCAGUCUCACAGUGUUAUUUUCAUCCCCCCCUCUUCAAAAGAGUAAACAGUAUGUUAUAUGUCUGCUUCUUUUUUCUGUCACAUGGUGUACAAAGAUUCACACGGUGAAGACGAAGAAGAAAAAUCACAACAAAAUGACCAACUAAAGUGAAAAAGGGACUUGCAUAAUUUGUAAAUAUAUUUUUUAAUGUUUUUCUCUUCCUUUUGCUUUGCUAUGCAAGCCAAACCCAAUGUUGUCUCUUUUGUGAUUUAUUACUGUGAAUGAUUUUUCAUUAAUGCUCAAACUGUUAGCUUAUUUUGAUGAAGCUACUGUAUCGAUGUACUUUGCACAGAGCGUUUUUGGUGAAAAUAAGCACAAACCCAUUGUCAGCUGAGCUGAGGAGGAGAAUCAUAAUGGCAAAGAGGGAUGUCUAUGUUAAACAGAACCUAAACAGAAGAUAUAUACUUGGCUGUGUUAUAAUUGUCUUGAGAAACACUCGUAUAUUGAGAUCUACAAGGAAAAAACACAGGAAAAUACUUGGAAAUAAUAAGCCAAUAUAACAAACUGUGUUUCACACGACUUGCUGGGAAUCCUAUUAUGCAUUAUACUAACAAUGGGUCUCAGCAAAAUGGUUACCAGAACAUUGUUUAUGGUAACAAAGCAACACAUCAGUUGUGAUAUCCAAAGCAAAGACGUAGGAAAAUAGGUGUCACUUCCCUGCCAUUUCCCCAAAAGAGUAUGUUAAUAAAAAAUAUAUAUAUAUAUUUGCUUUGGUAAUACUUUUCCAAUUACAUACAGUGACAUAGUGACAGUGCAAUAUUGACAGGACUAUGAAAGUGAAGGGAAAUGUUCAGGCCAAAAUGUCCUGAUGUCACCUGAAAACAAAUGAGAUGCAGAGUUUAAACGACAGUAUGAUAUAUGAUGUUAAACAUCAAAGAAACUAUACUAGAUUUGUUCAUAUGUAUUACACUGUUGAAUGCUUAUGGAUUUACACAAUCACCGUACGAAGAUGUAUAGACUUGACCAACUGCCAAAUUUGAUCUUUUGAAAACCUUUUCCAGUUUGAAAAUGCAGCCAAUUAGCAUUUUUUCUGCCAAUGAGAUUCACGACGCCAUGUCUUUCCACUCGUUUGGAUGAUUUUGUUCUGAUCAUUGUUCUGGUAAUGGCUCUCCCUUUGAAGAAUCUUUACCUGCCAGAUUGGUUUGCCCUCAGGAAUACGCAGCCACAUACAGUUGGGCCGUUUUUCAAUCCUUUGAUGCAAAAUAAAAUGUGUAUGUG
Messenger RNA from Epinephelus fuscoguttatus (brown-marbled grouper), 6150 nucleotides. Its product is annotated as roundabout homolog 2-like. The record is from RefSeq and is a predicted model, not a curated record. Gene Ontology annotation, molecular function: protein binding. The transcript is spliced from 28 exons. NCBI's taxonomy places the organism in Eukaryota, Metazoa, Chordata, Actinopteri, Perciformes, Serranidae. Gene Ontology annotation, cellular component: axon; plasma membrane. Bases 489 to 4700 code for a protein of 1403 amino acids. Gene Ontology annotation, biological process: axon guidance; cell-cell adhesion.